Molecule: messenger RNA, 1831 nt
Organism: Labrus bergylta (ballan wrasse)
Lineage: Eukaryota; Metazoa; Chordata; Actinopteri; Labriformes; Labridae
Gene: nubp1
Product: nucleotide binding protein 1 (MinD homolog, E. coli)
Biological process (GO): iron-sulfur cluster assembly
Cellular component (GO): cytosol
Molecular function (GO): ATP hydrolysis activity; ATP-dependent FeS chaperone activity; 4 iron, 4 sulfur cluster binding
Source: RefSeq, a predicted model, not a curated record
UUCAAGGGGGAAGAUUUAAACGGGUGGACAGUCGCGCAAAGAUGGAAGACGUACCAGAUAAUGCACCUGAGCAUUGUCCGGGAACAAAAAGUGAGCAAGCAGGAAAGACAUCGUCAUGUCAGGGAUGUCCAAACCAGAAACUGUGUGCUUCUGGAGCCACCAAGGCCCCAGACCCCGCCAUUGCAGAGAUAGGCGAAAAGCUCUCAACAGUCAAACACAAGAUCCUGGUGUUGUCUGGAAAAGGAGGAGUGGGAAAGAGCACGUUCAGCGCUCACUUGGCUCAUGCCCUGGCGAGUGACAACACAAAGGAGGUUGCACUGCUGGAUGUAGACAUCUGUGGUCCAUCGAUUCCUCGGAUCAUGGGCUUAGAAGGAGAACAGGUUCACCAGAGCGGCUCUGGAUGGUCUCCAGUGUAUGUGGAGGACAACCUGGCAGUCAUGUCCAUCGGUUUCCUUCUCAGUAGCCCCGAUGACGCUGUGAUCUGGAGAGGACCAAAGAAGAAUGGGAUGAUCAAGCAGUUUUUGAGGGAUGUCGACUGGGGGGAACUGGAUUACCUCAUCGUGGACACGCCCCCUGGAACCUCAGACGAACACCUGUCCAUAGUGCAGUACCUAAGCUCCACCCACGUCGAUGGAGCUGUAAUCAUCACCACACCACAGGAGGUUUCGUUGCAGGACGUGCGAAAGGAGAUCAGGUUCUGUCAGAAGGUCAAGCUGCCGAUCAUCGGAGUGGUGGAGAACAUGAGCGGCUUCGUUUGUCCUAAAUGCAAGAACACGUCGCAGAUCUUCCCUCCCACCAGCGGGGGCGCUGAGAAAAUGUGCCAGGAUUUGAAUCUACCGCUUUUAGGGAAGGUGCCGCUCGACCCCAGGAUCGCACGAAGCUGCGACGAGGGCAAGUCUUUCCUCAGUGAAGUGCCGGACUCUCCUGCCGCUCAGGCCUACCAGAGGAUUGUGCAGAGUAUUCAGGACUACUGUGCCAACCGUGUGAUGGAGGAGCAGAGAACCACCUGAACCCACUCUGAAGCUGAAUCAGAACUCUGAGCGAGAUCGCCUGAGGAGAGAGUGGUAGAAAUAAAAAAUAAAAAAAACAAGAAACGCACAAAAUGCAACAUCCACCCAAGUCUGCCAGAGGUAUCUUGACACCUUGACUGUAUGUCUUGAUAGGCAGCAGCUUGUUUUUGGUAAAUUGGUCGGAUGUUGCAUUGCAGGGAAUUAUUCUGCUGCAGCUCUGGAAUAUGUUUUCCUAAUAAAAGCUAUUAAAAAUAAAGAGUAUUAUGCUGAUGGGCUAUAGUUAUCGCUCUCUCUCAUCAUCUAGUAUAUCUAGCUGUACUAGUUUAUGAAAGUAACGUCUAACAUUUAAGUUCCACAUUUGGUUGUACCUAAAGACUAUCAAAGGAGUUGGCUGUUCAAUUUUCUUCAAAGUACUCGUGCCAAAAUUGGCAUUACAGUUAAAACCACAGUUGAUAUGAAUGGGGGGGUAUUCCAUGCUGACUUCGAUAGCGAUAUCCUACGCUUUAGAAGUAAUGUUUUCCAACUACCACUCCAACAUGGACCUUCUUGCACCAAUGUGGUUCUUCCGGCUCAAAAAAAAAAACUGGAUGGGGACAGACAAAAUGGCACAACCAUUGGUAACUUCACAUUGUCUGCAUUAAUUGUUUGUACGUAUAUGUCAGAAACAACACCCCCUGUGAAUGAUUCCUCUCUGUUGUCAGCUUCUGAUUAGAAGUAGCAGUUUGAGAUGUUGAUGAUAAAUAUUUUCUGAACAAUUGAUUUUAAAUACACACAGACUUUUGUAACUCACCGAUUGGUAAAAUAAAUGACCAAAUAUCAAA